This is a messenger RNA of Caenorhabditis elegans, 1185 nucleotides long. The record is from the annotation of a RefSeq genome assembly. NCBI's taxonomy places the organism in Eukaryota, Metazoa, Nematoda, Chromadorea, Rhabditida, Rhabditidae.
AUGCCCCGAAACGAAUCUAACGUAAUGAUGGAACAACCAGCAAGCGCAGUUUUAGCGAAACCAUUUUUUAUAUUUGCUCUUUUAUUCACUUUUUGAGUGAGUUUGCAUCAUUUUCACUUCCAACAGUAAAUCUAUCCGCUUACAUUUUAGAUAAGUUUUCUUGGAUUAAAGUGUAAUUUGUAUCUUUUCUAUAAAUUUGUAACCAGGAAAUCGAAAUCAACUGGUUUUCAAAAACUUUGCACAGUAAAAACGGUCACAAACUGCACAAUUUGUAUCAGUUUUUUGUUUUGGGUAGUGCCUGUUACAUUUUUAUCUCUAACGUUCAGUCAGUUAAAUGAAUUGUUCAGUUUGUUUAUUGGUGUAAUGGCGGGUACUUGGGCAUACUUCACGAGAGAGGGGACAACUUGACUUAUUAGAAAUUGAAAUGCAUGUUUAGAUUCACUCAUCUCAAUUUGCAUAUCUUCUAACAGAUUUUAUUCGUUGUAUUUCCCUUUUGGGAUAACAUUUCUUACUGGAACUCCAGUCACGACAAUUGCGAUUUGGGCAAUUUUGAUUUCAACUUCGUCACUUGGCGUAUUUUCAAUGAUAGGUAAUAACAAAAAUGAGUGUAAUUCUUCUGGAGCUAGAAGUUCUCUGACUAUUUUCAGGUGGCUGUGCAUGUUUAUACGACCCAAACAAGUUUAUUUGGACCGGCGAAAGAAAACCUUGUGAUUCAUUCGCGUUAGUUUUUGUUCCGCUUUUUAUAUUUGGAUCAACAACAAUCACUAACUUGUUCAACAUUAUGACAGCUGUGAGAUUAUUAAUGGAGAAAAUGACAGGCAUGAACGUAUUUGAGGCAAAGAGAAGAAGAAAACGAUGGAUGAUUAUGUUUUCACAGGUAUGCUUGACAGAAUAUUGACUUUAUUGGGGGAACAAUUCCACUUUAGAAUAUAUUAGAUUUCCCUUUUCAGGGCGUUGCUCAAGAUUGCCUCCAAUUAAUCGAUAUUAUCAAUUCGUAUUAUUUGUAUAAAUUGAAUGAAGACUUAUGGUUUCAAGUAGUAACUAUCACGUUUUCUUGUCCUAACUACGACACUCGAUGGAUUUAUCAUGUUCAUAUUUCAAGAAGAUAUACAUCCAAAAUUUCUACGAAAAAUAUUGAAAAAAAACAUUGGAGGAGGAAGUGUUGCAAUUUUGAAAAGUGUUUGA